AUGGCUGAGUACAAGCUAGAAGUCACAACAGGUGACAUGACAAAUGCUGGAACAUUUGACUACAUAUACGCCACCUUAAUUGGAACUGAAGGGAAGAGUGAGCGAACUGUGCUGAACAACCCUGGUGUAGAUUUUCAAACUGGGAUGACAGGGAUUUAUACGGUGAAAUCCAGUUUGUCUCUGGGGAAACUUCUGCUGGUGAAGGUGGAGAAAGAUCAGUUCUUUCUCCUCCCAGAAGACGAGUGGUACUGCUCCAAAAUAGUGGUGACCACUCCAGAGGGAGAUGCCAUUCUCUUCCCCUGUUACAGAUGGAUCUCCAGGGGAGAGCUGCUGGAGCUGAGAGGAGGGAGAGCCAUGAAGGUUUUUGAGGAGGACCACCCCCUGCUGACUGACCAUCGGGAGAAAGAGCUGAUAGUUAGACGGAGCUUGUACCAAUGGGCGAUUCCUGAUCAGAGGCUACCACACCGCAGUCAUUUCAAAAACACAUCUGAGCUCCCAGCUGAAUUAAGCUUCUCUUUGUCCAAAUCAAUGGAAAUGCAAUACACAAAGACAAUAAUCGAUGCUGAACUCAUGUUCAAGGGGCUGUUUGGAUCCACUGAACAAUGGGAAAACAUGGAGGACAUAAAAAAAAUCUUUGGGUCCAAAAGGACAACAAUGUCAGACUAUGUUGCAGAACACUGGAAGGAAGACGACUUUUUUGGAUACCAGUUUCUGAACGCAGUCAACCCCAACGUGAUCAAGAGGUGCUCAGUGCUUCCCUCAAACUUCCCAGUCACGGAGCAGAUGGUGAAGCCGUUCCUGGAAAAGGGAAGCUCUCUGAAGAGGGAAAUGGAGAAAGGCAAUAUAUUACUCUGUGACUUCAAGAGGAUGGAUGGAAUGCCUGUUAAGGGGAACAAUGAUGAACCUCUGCAUGCGACUCCUGGUCUCUGUUUGUUCUACAUGAACCCAGAGAACAAACUGAUGCCAAUUGCAAUACAGUUGCAUCAAAAACCCUCAAAGGAGAACCCCAUCUUUCUGCCCAGUGACCUGGAGACCGACUGGCUGCUGGCCAAGAUGUUCAUUAAAAAUGCAGAUUUAAUGGAGCAUCAGGCAGUCUAUCAUUUCAUGAGCACCCACCUUCUGGCGGAAGUCUUCACUGUCGCCACUCUCCGCAGCUUCCCUGUGAUUCAUCCCCUCUACAAGCUGCUGGUCCCUCAUGUCCGUCACACUCUCCAAAUAAAUACUUUGGCCCGCAAAUCUAUUUUUGGACCAGAAGGGAUUUUGAGCACGAGUUCACUUGGACUGGAGGGGAUGACAGGGCUCCUAAGAAGGGCUGUCUCUGAACUGACCUACAGCUCCCUCUGUCUGCCAGAGAACAUCGCUGCACGGGGGCUGCAGUCAAUCCCCAACUUCUACUACAGAGAUGAUGGCCUGAAGCUGUGGAACAUCAUCAACAGCUUUGUGAAGGCAAUAGUGGAGUACUAUUAUCCCUCAGACAGAGAGGUCCGGAAAGACACUGAGCUGCAAGGAUGGAUCUGUGAGAUAUUCACACACGGCUUCUUAGGAAACAAAGCUUCAGGCUUUCCGGCAAGCUUCAAUACUGUCAAGGAAGUGAUUAAGUUCAUCACCAUGGUGAUCUUCACUGUGACGGCUCAACAUGCUGCAGUCAAUAAUGGACAGUUUGACUAUAACUCCUGGGCGCCCAAUGGCACGCUCCUGCUGCACAAACCUCCUCCAACCACUAAGGGGCAGUCAAGCAUGGAGACAAUUUUGGAGACCCUCCCAAAUGUUGGAGAGACGGUCCGUUUUGCUGCAAUGGUGUGGAUACUUUCAGACAAGUACACUGAUGUGAUCCUCUUGGGCACAUACCCUGAGGAACGAUUCGAUGAGCCUGCACCGAAGCAGGCGAUUAAGAAAUUUCAAGCUGAGUUGUCCUCCCUCAGUGAAGCAAUUACAGCAAGAAACUUGCAGCUUGAAGUACCCUACAUCUACAUGAACCCUACUCAGAUAGAGAACAGUGUAACUAUAUAACUAAACCUGAUAAAGCUGUUCUUUCUGCAUUAUUAACAAUAUGCAUUUCUUUCUUUACACCUGUCCUGCAUGCUGGUUUGUAUGUUAAACUUUGAAUUUGCUAAGUACAAUGAGUGAGAUGGCAGAGGAAGUAGAGGCCUAUGUUUUGCUUGUAUCAUGUUAAGUGGGGCUGUGGCAGGGCAUUUGUGUCUUUGUAAGAAUUAUGUAUUACAAGUAGUAAAUGAGCAGUUUGGGAAGCAAAUGCUUAAGCACCAACUUGGAGUCAUUUUUAAAAAUGGCUCACAUGAAAGUAGGUACCUCAGCAUUUAUCUGUAGGCAAAACGUUGAAUAUGGUGGCAUAUAUUCUGCCUGCCAGUGCAACAGCUGUUACAGGUUAUGACAUUAACUGAUAUAUUCUAUAUGUAUGCUGUGUAUUUCCUUUUACUUUUUAAUGAUGUGAGAACAGACUAUAGAGAGUACAUGGCAACGUAUGACUUCUUAUGUACUUAUGCAAGGGGACCAGUAUGAACGUUUUAUCUACUUGUUUGCAGUUCAAAUUAA
This is a messenger RNA of Chelmon rostratus (copperband butterflyfish), 2550 nucleotides long. RefSeq names its product hydroperoxide isomerase ALOXE3-like. Gene Ontology annotation, molecular function: oxidoreductase activity, acting on single donors with incorporation of molecular oxygen, incorporation of two atoms of oxygen; iron ion binding; protein binding. The coding region runs from base 1 to 2010 and encodes 669 amino acids. The transcript has 14 exons. The record is from RefSeq and is a predicted model, not a curated record. Gene Ontology annotation, biological process: lipid oxidation; linoleic acid metabolic process. NCBI's taxonomy places the organism in Eukaryota, Metazoa, Chordata, Actinopteri, Chaetodontiformes, Chaetodontidae.